Molecule: messenger RNA, 915 nt
Organism: Podospora pseudopauciseta
Lineage: Eukaryota; Fungi; Ascomycota; Sordariomycetes; Sordariales; Podosporaceae
Exons: 1
Coding region: 1-915 (304 amino acids)
Source: RefSeq, a predicted model, not a curated record
AUGGAUUUCUGGUUCGGACAUAGAAUGUACGACAUCUACGCCAUGCGCGACGCGGACGGGUACGCGAGCUACCAGGCCAUCUAUCCCUUUUUUGGGGAGAGGGGGAGGGGGCUGUCCCGGAAGGAUGUUCUCGAGAGUAAGGAUGCGGUGCGAGUGAAGAGUUGCUGGGGGGGGAUGAUGGCUAUGCAGGGGAGGUAUGUUCAGAAUGUGGAGGAGGAAAAACCAAGAGGGAAAGCGUGGGAGGAGGGGGUGGUGGCGGGACAUGCGAUUGAUCCGGGGAAUUAUACUCGUGCUGAUGCUGAUGCUGAUGCUGCUGUGACGGGACCGGUGAGGUUCAGGCAUGAGCCCGGGGCGUAUUAUGAUGCGUGUGAGUGUUGUUUGUUUUCGGCGGAUUUGACCGAGGCGGCGAAGAGGCAGGGGGAUUUACCGGCUGGGGCGAUGAAGGGGAGUGAGAGCGGGAUUUAUGUCAAUCCUUAUAUUCGUGUGGCGUAUGAGGAGGGGGUGUUUAAGAUGAUUCAUGUCGUGAGGGUGUGGGAGAAGCUGAUCAGGGUCAUUUAUGACCUUCAGACCAGGCUGUUUGAGCCGGUGGCGCAGAACCCUUGGAGGACGGUGCAGCCAGGGGAGACCUUCGAGGAGGAGAUUUGGAACGGAAAGGACUGGGAGGUUGUUACUCGCGUUGGGAGGCCGGGGUUGUUUUGCGGUGUGAGGGAGAUGCAAGUCCUGCGCGUUGGGGGGAAGAGGGCGGGGAAGAGUGGGAAUAACUGGGCGAAUACAAGAAUGCCGCCGGGGCAGAGGAUGGAAUUUGCGACGUGGUGGGGGGAGAUCUUGCCCGAGAGCUGGAGAAAGGAUUAUGAGGAUACCCCUGAGGAGGAAAAAGACGAGUUUUUUUACAAGUUGUAUUCUUGGGAUAAAUGA